UCCGGGGCAGCACGCUCCGAUGGCUCGGUCCUGUGUAGGGGGUGGAUGAGUUUCUUUGGAUAAUGAGCUCGCGCAUACAUCUAACGUUUGUGUUUUUACAACCAAGGACCAUAUAUGCCCUGUUCGUUAAUUCUAUCACAUAAUGUUUUUAUGUGAUGAUGGCCCUCUCAGUCGUCUGAGUAGCAAGUGUAUUAUAAUCCUGCUGGCUUGUGGAUGUCAUGGCAGUGUAGCCAUAUAAAUGAAAGCUAGCUAAGUAGCUUUUCAUUUGAAUGAAUGAGACUCGGCGUGCUAGGCGUUGUGUAGUUAUUGCAAGCUAACUGGCCAGCUAGUUAAAUUGCCAGUUUAGCAUGCGAGUAGCCUGUAGGAUUGACUUGUUCGCAUUUAAAGCAAUUGUCAAUGGAAUGACAUACGCUAAAUGGAUAUUUAUCUAACUAAAUGUUUAGUUUUAUACUGCUGGCGCAUUUGCUAGCUAACAGCAGCGCAUAUCCUUGGCUGUCCUUCUCUGAUGUUACAGCAGCAGGCUAGACGUAAAACAGUAUAUGAACUAACGUUGUUAGGCAGAGUGAUUGCUACUCUGCUCCGGUUACACCCACUGAGGAGUCCAGGGGGAGACUUGGGUGCUAAGAAGAAGAAGAAGAAACAGAAGAGAAAGAAAGAGAAGCCGAGCUCUGGAGGGGCCAAGUCAGACUCUGCCUCAGACUCACAGGAGAUAAAGAACCCAGGGCUGCCCAUGCAGAAGCUGCAGGACAUCCAGAGAGCCAUGGAGUUGCUGUCCUGCCAGGGACCAGCUAAGAGCAUCGACGAGGCCACCAAACACAAGUACCAGUUCUGGGACACACAGCCAGUACCUAAACUCAAUGAGGUUGUAACCAGCCAUGGGCCCAUGGAGGCUGACAAGGACAACAUCAGACAGGAGCCCUACUCUCUACCACAGGGCUUUAUGUGGGACACGCUGGACCUCAGCAACGCUGAUGUGCUGAAGGAGUUGUACACCUUGUUGAAUGAGAACUAUGUGGAGGAUGAUGACAACAUGUUUAGAUUUGAUUACUCACCCAGCUUUCUCAAAUGGGCGUUGCGUCCUCCAGGCUGGUUGCCCCAGUGGCAUUGUGGGGUGAGGGUUUCCUCCAAUAAGAAACUGGUUGGUUUCAUCAGUGCCAUUCCUGCUGAUAUUCACAUCUACGACACCUUAAAGAAAAUGGUUGAGAUCAACUUCCUGUGUGUUCAUAAGAAAUUGCGUUCAAAGCGUGUGGCUCCAGUUCUGAUCAGAGAGAUCACACGAAGGGUUAACUUGGAGGGUAUAUUCCAGGCCGUCUACACGGCAGGAGUGGUUCUACCCAAACCUGUGUCUACCUGCAGGUACUGGCAUCGUUCUCUGAACCCCAGGAAGCUGGUGGAGGUGAAAUUCUCUCACCUGAGCAGAAACAUGACGCUGCAGAGAACCAUGAAAUUGUACAGACUACCAGACAGCACUAAGACCCCGGGCUUGCGAGCGAUGGAGAGGCGUGACGUGCGUCAGGUGACGGAGCUGCUGCAGAAACACAUGAGACGUUUCCAGCUGGCGCCCUCUAUGGGCGAGGAGGAGGUGGCACACUGGUUCCUCCCUCAGGACAACAUCAUAGACACAUUUGUCGUGGAGGGUGCUGGUGGUGUGUUGACAGACUUCACUAGUUUCUACACCCUGCCCUCCACAGUGAUGCACCAUCCACAGCACAGAAGUCUAAAGGCUGCUUACUCCUUCUACAGCGUUCACACACACACUCCACUACUGGACCUGAUGAAUGACACUCUCAUACUGGCCAAACUGAAAGGCUUUGAUGUGUUUAAUGCUCUGGACCUGAUGGAGAACAAGGUGUUUCUGGAGAAGCUCAAAUUUGGCAUCGGAGACGGCAACCUGCAGUAUUACCUCUUUAACUGGAAAUGUCCCCCCAUGGACCCCGACAUGGUUGGCCUUGUUCUUCAAUAACUAGUCUGUCUGUGACUGCUACACACUGAGGUCAAAGGUCUUCUUUGACCCCUAACAUCGCUCUACAUGGACACACAGGUAGUCCCAAACUAGAAGAAGACAAUGACAACAAUCAACCAAUCAAAGUGAUCGGGAAGUGUGCAUCACUUUGAGCAUCUCUCCUGGAUCAUUUUUAUCAUGGAGAACAUUCUCUCUGCUCACCCGGAACUGCUAACUCUUUUUAACCAUCAACAUCCUGAAUGUGAAGUCAUAUGCUCUGCCUGAGACAGACUCUUGUACAGUACACACACACACUACAUGAAGAAAAGGAAGACUUGCAUCCAAAAUGUUUUUUUUUUUAAUUAUUAUUCAAAAAGGUGCAUUGGUAACCGUGUUUGUUGGACAGUGCAGAAAUGUAGAACCUGUACAUUUAAUGCCAGAACACAUGUAUUCCUGUAGUGUGGAAUAUGGGGGGUGGGAGAGGAAAGAUUCAACUAGCGUAGAUGUUAUUGACUUUGGUGUUCCUAUGAACGGUUAAGAGGGGAGGGGAUUCUAGGGAUUUUUGAGGAAGAAUGUAUUUGAAGCACAAAUCUUAAGUUCUUAACUGAGUAAAAGGCUCCUUAUAACAACCCCAGGUGCAUUUUAUAUAUCGAUUAUUUCUGUUUUGUGUGUUUAGGUUUUUCAAUAUCUGAGUGUUUGAGAAACACAAAAUGCAGGAUGUUUUUCAUUUGUUUUGUGUGUUUGCACCUAACAACAUUAUUUUAAAAAGGUCCCAUUUCUUUUCCCGGCACAAUUCUGAUAUUUAGAAUUGUGCUUAUAUGUUGUGUGUUCUGUCACCAUUCCUCCCAUGUCUGUCAAACUGGCAUCUUCACCUAUAAAUAAAGGUAUUGGGUUGGA
Messenger RNA from Oncorhynchus gorbuscha (pink salmon), 2839 nucleotides. RefSeq names its product glycylpeptide N-tetradecanoyltransferase 2. Lineage: Eukaryota; Metazoa; Chordata; Actinopteri; Salmoniformes; Salmonidae. Gene Ontology annotation, molecular function: glycylpeptide N-tetradecanoyltransferase activity. The transcript has 12 exons. Gene Ontology annotation, biological process: N-terminal peptidyl-glycine N-myristoylation. Gene Ontology annotation, cellular component: cytoplasm. The coding region runs from base 506 to 1963 and encodes 485 amino acids. The record is from RefSeq and is a predicted model, not a curated record.